AUCUGUCUCAUAAAAUAUUUUUUUUCAGGUCAGAUGUGAUCAAACAUGAAGAUUAGGCGUAGUUCUUUAGAACCUUUAGACUCCAACAAUAGAUUAAAAUAUAGACCCCUAGACCCUAAACUUGAGAAUAGACCCUUAGACCCUAAACUCAAGGAACGAGCUGCUAAAUCCAACCUCUAUGACCAAGUGAACCAGUCAAGUAGUUGUGUAUCAGAAACCCGUAGAAACCUGGGCCAACCCAGGGAACAAAACCCAAUACAUAGUGAAUGUAUAUUAAAACCAAGGCCCGGGCAUGGUGUUAGUAAAUCUAGUCCCGCCUAUAGAAGUAGUAAAAGUAUAAGUAAACCACGUCAUGAAGAUGGUAUUAGUAAACCACGUCAUGAAGAUGGUAUUAGUAAACCACGACAUGAAGAUGGUAUUAGUAAACCAUGUGUUACAUCAGGUAUUCCUAAACCUAUCCAAUCCUUAUUGCUAGUCCCAAGCCAGAACCCGGUCACUAAGUUUGCCACUCUGAUGAAAAAGUUUGGUGAAACUGAAUUAUCUUACCAGAAUCAGAAAACUUUAUCUCUUCAGGACUCACAUCAGAAUUCAGGGGAAACACCUCCCUUCAAUGUGGAGGGAAUUGAAGAAGAUGUUAAGUUAAUGGGAAAAGAUUCCCAAGAUCAAGGAUUCCAACUAAGUAUGGUUGAGGGUUUAAAGAAACCUGACUAUUUAGCCCCGACCCCGCCAGGAUCUGAUUAUGAGGAGCUGAAUAUAAGCGAUGCUUCUCCUGAAUUUAACUCCCUGACACACCCUGAUAUACUCUCACCACCACUCUCCAUCAGUUCAGGACUUGAUUUCCCACAUUCUCCUUUCCUUCCUCAAUACCAUGUUGCCCUGUCCCCCACCUCACAGAUCUCUAAAUCUCCAUCCACCCACUCUUCAAGGAGUUCUCCUUCUACUGUAGGGUUUAGUAGGCAUCUCUCCUCCUCUCCAAUAUCCACUAUCUCCUCAUCUCCUAUACCAGACCUCCUACCUACCUCACCUUUACCUCAGGAGUUCAGUUCAACAUCCUUUCAACACAACUCUCCCAUUUCUCAGGACCAACUCUCGUCUACCUCUUCCACUUUGGAAUUUAAUGAUGAGAUCUACAUUUCGCCUUUAACUGAAGCUGGACAAUCAGACCCUAUUGACGGUAUAAAAUUCUCAAAAUGCUCAUAUUCAGAUUAUACAAAUGCUUUAGUACAAUCAUUCGUUGAUGGAAAGUUCGACACAUUUACAAUAGUCGAGGCUAAAGAACAUGAUUUUAAGUUUUCCAAAUCCAAUGAGUUUCUUCUCUCCUCAUUGGGAAACUGUAUGAAUGAAAAGAUCCCUGAGGUUUUAACUCCUGAAAUCAAGGAGGAACCAGCUUGUAAAGUUUGUUCCUCCGCCCUGUGUCUCUGUACAGAACCUUCAAAGAACCAAUGUAACCCUGAUGACAAUCAAGAAAUCUGUGAAGACAAUCAUGAAGAUAGAAUAGAAACUAGGAUUGAAGGUUCUAAACUACCAGAUGAUAUUCCGACACUGUCCUCACUAGCAAAAUCAAGUCCCAAGCUCUCUACCUGGCGACAGACAAGAAUAGUUUCAGAAAAACUUGAACAACAUCUUUGGAUUUGGAGAUGUGCUUGUAAGAAGUCUGGGAAGAGAAUAUCCAAGAGUUUGCUGCAGGCUAGAGCUAAAUGGGCCUUCAGAAAAGCAGGAAUAUUAGAGUUUAAGGCUAGUGAUAGCUGGUACUGGAAAUGGUUGGCUAAAUAUAUAUAUAUAUAUACAUAUAUGUAUUUACAUCCUACAUGUAGGCUAGUGAUAGCUGAAAAUUCUGAGAAUGAAUCACAGCGCAAAAUUAUUCGGAAAGAACCAAUACUUUCUUUUCCGGCAGAUUUAUCUCGUUUUAUCCCUCUGGAGAAACCUGGAGAUCCUGCCCCUGCUCCUCAAGAGGAACAUUUCCCUUCUCCGCGAGAGGAACAUUUCCCUACUCCACAAAAGGAACAAUUCCCUACUCCGCGAGACGAACAAUUCCCUACUCCGCGAGAGGAACAAUUCCCUACUCCGCAAGAGGAACAAUUCCCUACUCCGGGAGAGGAACAAUUUCCUAACCGCAUAAUUCCCGUCAGAGAUAUUCUACCAUUAACCUUGUCAGGAAAUGAAAUAAUGCUGGCUCCCCACCAUACUGAUUCUAAUCUACCUAUCUCACCAAUAUUUAUUAAAACAGGUUUAAUAGAUACGCAACAGCAACAUGAACUCAUAGAGUACAGUAGUGGUAUCCUGGAAGGGUUAGAGGAGUUUCCAACCUUAUCCUCAGAGUUCCUCAACCUUGAUUCCCUGUGCAACUGGCAAGGCGAGAUAGAAGAUAUAGAUACAGAUACCCUAGUCAGUUCCCUGAGUACGAGCAGGGAGACUGUAUCCCGGGACGGAACUGAAUCUCCGGGUGCGGGGAAGAAUACACCGGGCAAAGGUUCGGAGAAACAUUCUCCGAGUAUUCCUGGAAACCCGGAGAUUAAACGUGAAACAUGUGAGCUUGAAUCUGGCUCAGUAGAACCUACAGAACGGGAACCUAGAACCCAUGUCACACCAGGAUUGGAACCUGAUGAGAAGGAAUCCUCUAGGAUAGAACCAAAAACAUUGGAACCUAGUAGACUAGAAGAAUUUAGCAGUGGCGAGGUGUGCGGUAUUCACUGUAAAAAGUUAAAACAGGUACAUGAUGAGAGAUAUCCCCUAUAUAUUGAUCCUGAAUUGAAUAAGCCGACCCUGACAACUAUUGCUGUGUAUAAGAAGAGGGGGGAGGAGAGCUUGAACAGGUUCAAGGAGGAAGUCAGGAAGUUUGCUGUCGAUCAUACUUUCAAGGAAACUGCUAAAAGGUUUGGUAUUCAUCAUUCGACAGUGUCGGGUUGGGUAAAAGAAUCUGAAAAACUUGAUAAAUCAUCGAGCAAUGAUUCUUUUUCAAGAGAACGAGGAGAUGAGAAGUUUAUUCAUUGGCUCAGAGAAUUUAGAGAAUCAGGAAAACAGGUUAGCCUGAAUGAAGCUAAGAAGAAGGUUACUGAGAUAUUACUAGAAUAUGGAACUCAAGAGAUAGAGAAAACCUGUAAAUGGUUUCUGCUCUGGCACAACAGACGCGAGGAGAGGUUGUAUGUAGAGGGUAUGGAGGAUGAGGAUAUUAAAAAAGAGACACAAAACCUGGCUUACCCUCCUGCAUUCAAACUAGAAGUUGCUCUGUUUGCUAAGAAGCAUAGUCAGUAUGCAGCUGCUAAAAUAUUCAACGUGGCAAGACGACGUAUUUUUGACUGGAUGCGUCAGAUUCCUAAGCUUGAAGAACUAAUUGCAAAAGGGCACAUGAAGAAGAUGACGGGGAGAGGACCAAAAAAUCGAGAUAUUGACCAGGCACUCUAUACUUGGUACUGCGAAAGGAAAGCCCGGGGUAACCGACCUAAAUCAUGUCAUGUCCAAUCUAAGGCUCGUGAGCUAUAUCUAACCUAUGAUAGUAACUGA
Eurytemora carolleeae is the source of this 3501-nucleotide messenger RNA. RefSeq lists its product as uncharacterized. The coding region runs from base 46 to 3501 and encodes 1151 amino acids. The transcript is spliced from 18 exons. The record is from RefSeq and is a predicted model, not a curated record. Lineage: Eukaryota; Metazoa; Arthropoda; Copepoda; Calanoida; Temoridae.